GUAAUUACGAAAUAUCGGGACGCUACCAGCGGUAGUGGUUAGAUGCUCUUGCUUUCGUUCCAUCAUGAGUUCGCCUUAUGCAAAUGUACCCCGACCCUCUCCACGACCGAGUCCAUCCAGUCGGAGACCUUUAACAAUUGCAGAGCUCUCAGAACGUGCUCUUUCCAACCUUUGGGAUCCUUCGAAAGGUCUCAAGCAAUGGCUGAAGAAAGCAGAUGGCUUCCGGAAAGCUGGUAGAGCAUAUGCCGAGGCUGGCGAACUUGAGGAAGCCUUCAUGGAAUACGCAAAAUCUGCGACAAUAAUUCUUGAGAAGCUUCCGAUGCACAAGGAGUACUACACUUUAUUGUCACCAACACAGCGCCACAAUCUUGGUCUUAACGGUCAACAAAUUCUUCUUGAUCUUGGUGAAAUCAAACCAAUCAUCGUCGACCGCUAUGAACGAUGGAGAAUGCAAAACAUUGAAUCUAGCAGGCCAUCGUCAUCAACCGGUUACCCAGAGGGCAGCAGGCACACAGAGUACAGGCGACAAGAUGAUGGUCGACGCUCUCCCUUCGAUGAUUCUGGAUGGCUAGCACAAGAAGCAGCUCGUAGAGAUGCUGAACGAAAGCGUGAGGAGCAGCGAAGAGCUGAGGCACGUUAUUCUAUGCGUUCAUUCGAGACACAGCCACCGCGUCUACAGAUUGAUACCGGAAGCAAGAAAAAGGAAGACGCCUUGGGAGCUGCUAGGCGCGCAGCGAAUUCACAGCUAUUCGAUUUGACGUACUACAAUCGCGAAGGUACCACUACUGACCCCGUAACCCCUGUGAGCGCUGUGGAGAAACGGAGAGAGCAUGACGAGUUCAGGAAGCAUGAAGACCGAAUAAGAGAUGAACAAGAUGAAGUUAGACGAAGACGCAGGCGCGAACAAGAGGGUAUUCUGAAACGCCAAGAGGAAGCAGAGCUCGCUGCGCGGGAGGCUCGCCGCAGCAUUGCUCCUUCUCCCAUGCCUGCGGCGUCCGCAGGCGGUUCUCAGCGUUCAUCUUACGCGGAUCCACAAUUUUAUGAAGAUGUAGCUCCUCUUCUUAUGCCUAUCGAGAGCCCAACAAGAAACCGCGCUACAACUCCAACAAGUUUGAAGCCCCCGUCUUAUCCUGCACCAGUAACCACAACAUCACCUGUUCCACCGGACGGACAUAUUCAAUACCCAGAACUCAUGUCGCAACAUCAGCUCAAGCAAGGUUACGCACCUUCCCUGCAAUCAAUGUUCAACUACCCUACUCUUAAGCCCACCAAUCUUGUACGGUCUUCCCUACUUUUCGUACCAGAAUCUUCUCAAUUGUCUACUAAUCAACUCCCUGAUACAUCUGUGGUUGUGUUGCCAAGUCAGCCGGCACCAUACCCAUACUCUCAAAAUACGCGGCCGCCUUCUGAUGCCUACUUUGAUUCUGCAACCCCGUAUUCUUCCCUUUCACGAGCUCCUCAGGCUGCGCCUCCACCACCACCCGCUCCUAUACAUCAUGUCGAUGGUGACCGGUACCGAACCGCUUCCCAAGAGUCUGCACGGAUCACUCGUAAAGCCAGCGAUCCUGUUCAAGUACCCGACCUAAAGACUGUGAGCUUGCCACGAGAAUGCCUUCCACGGUUUUUAUCCAUCGCAUCGCUGAAUACGGCACGAAAUCGCGAAACCUGUGGGCUAUUGCUUGGAAAAGACAGAGGAAAUAAAUUUACUGUCACGACACUCUUGAUUCCAAGGCAACAUUCAACGAGUGAUACCUGCACUAUGGACGAGGAAGAGCUUGUCCUGCAAUUCACGGAAGAAAGAUCUUUGAUUACCUUGGGAUGGAUUCACACGCAUCCUUCACAAUCUUGCUUUAUGUCGUCGGUUGACCUACAUACACAUUCUGGAUUUCAGCGUAUGCUUCCGGAGUCCUUUGCCGUUGUUUGCGCCCCAAAGUUCACUCCCAACUUUGGAAUUUUCCGCCUUACCGACCCGCCAGGCUUGCAAACAAUUUUGGACUGCAAUGUUAAGGAAGCCUUCCAUCCACACCCAGAAGUGCCGAUCUACACAGACGCAGAUAAGGGGCACGUGCAAAUGAAAGAUAUCCCACUAGAGAUCGUAGAUCUGCGAUGAUACACGAAUCGACUUUUCCUGACUUUAUCUAUAAUUUACAGACGUAGCAUUUUUGGCACU
Messenger RNA from Suillus bovinus, 2170 nucleotides. RefSeq lists its product as uncharacterized. Gene Ontology annotation, biological process: protein K63-linked deubiquitination. The coding region runs from base 65 to 2110 and encodes 681 amino acids. The record is from RefSeq and is a predicted model, not a curated record. Gene Ontology annotation, molecular function: metal-dependent deubiquitinase activity; protein binding; K63-linked deubiquitinase activity. Gene Ontology annotation, cellular component: endosome; membrane. Lineage: Eukaryota; Fungi; Basidiomycota; Agaricomycetes; Boletales; Suillaceae. The transcript is spliced from 8 exons.